Pimephales promelas (fathead minnow) is the source of this 5049-nucleotide messenger RNA. It is a transcript of the gene uggt2, whose product is annotated as UDP-glucose glycoprotein glucosyltransferase 2. Lineage: Eukaryota; Metazoa; Chordata; Actinopteri; Cypriniformes; Leuciscidae. The record is from RefSeq and is a predicted model, not a curated record. Gene Ontology annotation, cellular component: endoplasmic reticulum. Gene Ontology annotation, biological process: ERAD pathway. Gene Ontology annotation, molecular function: UDP-glucose:glycoprotein glucosyltransferase activity.
AGGGAAUAAAGAUGCAGGACCCCCUCAAUGGCGGCGUCCAGUGAAACGGACGGGUAAUACAGCGGCUCAGUGUCCGAUGAAUUAGCAGUGUCUGAUCAUGAGGGUGGUCUUUAUUGUGCUGGUCUUGCUGAGGUUCCAGCAUGUGCACUCAACAUCUAAAGGAGUCAUCGCCAGUCUUCAGGCCAAAUGGGACAUGACCCCUCUUCUGCUUGAAACAAGCGAGUUCAUCCGAGAGGAUGGUGACGAGAAGUUCUGGCAGUUUGUUGAUACUGUGAAGGAGUUAACGGUUUACAAAAAUGGAGAGUCUGUCCGGUCAUAUUAUAACCUGAUCAUCAAGAAAGCUGGACAAUUUUUGACGGAUCUUCAGGUCAACCUGCUGAAGCUGUCUCUGUCUCUCAGGACUUACUCACCAGCUGUACAUGCUUUCCAACAAAUCGCAAGUGAUGAACCUCCUCCCGAUGGAUGCUCUGCUUUCAUAGUUGUCCAUGGUCAAAAAGCCUGUAGCACCAAGGAAAUGAAGAAGCUCUUGAAGACAGCAGCAAACCGACCAAGAACUUACCUAUACAAGUCUGACCACCAAUACCCAGGACUCAAUGAGACAGACCUGCCUGUAGCUGUUCUUUAUGCUGAAAUUGGCACCAAGGAGUUCAACACUUUCCAUAAGGUUCUGUCAGAGCGGGCACAGGAGGGCAAACUCAUCUAUGUGCUACGACACUUUGUGUCUGAGCCGAAAAAUGAAAGGAUGCUGUUGUCUGGAUAUGGCGUUGAACUGGCAAUUAAAAACACAGAGUACAAAGCCGUUGAUGACACACAGGUUAAAGAAUCCAAAUCAGUCACCACAGAUGAGGAUGAAAAUGAUGAAGUCCAGGGAUUUCUGUUUGGGAAAUUGAAAAAGUCUCACCCAGAGCUUCAGGAAGAACUUGGAGAGCUGAGGAAGCAUCUAUUGGAGAGCACCAAUGACAUGACUCCACUCAAAGUGUGGGAGCUCCAAGACCUCAGUUUCCAGGCAGCUUCUCGGAUCAUGACUGUGCCAAAGUUUGAUUCUCUCAAAUUAAUGCAAGACCUCAGCCAAAAUUUCCCCAGCAGAGCAAGAUCACUGACAAGAGUGGCUGUAAACCAGAACAUGAAAAAGGAAAUAGAAGAUAACCAAAAGAGGCUGAGUGAGUCGAUGGGGAUCCAACCUGGAGAUGCCAGUCUUUUUAUAAAUGGAAUACAUGUUGAUCUGGACGUUCAUAACCCAUUCAGCAUCCUGGACAUUCUCAGAGGUGAGGCUAAGAUUCUUGAAGGUCUUCAUAACCUUGGCAUCAGAGGAAGCAGCAUUAGUAAGUUCCUGCAUUUACCAACAUCAACCACUGUAGAAGACAGCUACGCUCUGGACAUCCGCCACUCAUCCAUUAUGUGGGUUAAUGAUAUUGAGAAGGACUCCAUGUAUCGACACUGGCCCUCAAGUCUACAGGAGCUCCUCAGAGCAACAUUUCCUGGUGUUAUUCGACAAAUCCGCCGUAAUUUCUUUAACCUGGUUCUGUUACUUGACCCAACACAAGAAGAGAGCAUUGAGCUGGUCAAAUUAGCAGAACUCUUUUACAAACAUAACAUUCCCCUCAGGAUUGGGUUUCUACUGGUUGUCAGUUUAGAUGAUAAAGUGGAUGGAUAUUUGGAUGCAGGUGUUGCUCUCUUUAGGCUGUUAAACUACAUCUCAGAGGAGUAUGACGAAGCACAGGCUUUCACGUCCAUGGUGUCAAUAUAUAACAGGGUGGAGGUUGGAGAGACUCUUUCUGUGGAUACAAUAACUGCAUAUCUGAAAAAGAAAUUUCCAAAAGCAAACGCUGCCAGAAUUAUUGGAGUGGACUCAAGCUAUGAUGACAACAGAAAGGCUGGAGGAGUGUUUUACAGGAAGAGUGGAUUAGGAGCCCUACCAGUGUGUUUGUUCAAUGGUGUUCCACUCAGUAGUGAGGAGAUGGACCCCGAGGAGCUCGAGACUGUUCUGCUGCAGAAGAUCAUGGAAACUACCAACUUCUUCCAGAGAUCUGUCUUUAUGGGUCAAAUCACUGAGAGUGGUGAUGUGGUGGACUUCCUGAUGGAGCAGGCCAAUGUAGUUCCCCGUAUCAACCCAUUGAUUCUUAGCUCUGAGAGACGAUAUCUGGAUUUCACUUCCUCACCAGUUGCAGACGACUGGGAUGACACAACUAUGUUCGCAUACUUGGACUCUAGAGACAAAACGGCAGUUGUUUCUAAGAGAAUGAAGUAUUUAACCAGAGAUGAGGAGGAGAUGUUGUACGGAGUGACUAUGUGGAUUGUAGCAGAUAUUGAACAGCCCUCUGGGAGGAAAUUGCUCUGGAAUGCCUUGAAACAUAUGAAAUCCAGCAGCUCCAACUGUCGUGUUGGGGUGAUCAAUAACCCCAUUGGAAAGCCCACAGAGGACAACAGCGGUCUGUACCGAGCCCUCUGGGCUUCUCUCCUCACCCAAAGCAACAAGAACACGCUCGACUUCACCCUAAAACUCCUCAAAGAAGAAAAUGUUGAGGUCUUCAAACAAGGCACCAAGAUUAAGCACUUACUUAAUCAGGGUAUGGACCAUGAUGCGUUUGAGAAGAUGUUCAACACAAUGGAGGUGGACUUCCUGCACAGCCAGCAGAAGUACUGUAAGGAAGUUCUGAAGCUGAAAGCUGGACAAGGAGCUGUGGUCAGCAACGGCAGGAUCCUGGGCCUAUUGGAUGAAGAAGACUUCAGUUUGGAAGAUUUUCAUCUGAUAGAGAAGAUCACACUGCGAAGUUCAGCAGAAAAGAUUAAAUCCAAGAUCAAGCAGAUGAACUUGAAUGCCCAGAAGGCCAGUGAUCUAAUCAUGAAAGUAGAUGCUCUUCUCACUGCAUCACCUAAAGGAGAGUCCAGAAAAGACGUCAAAUUUCUGAAGGACAAACACAGCGUUCUUCAACUGGCACAGCGUGAAGAUGAGGUGUUCUAUGACGUGGUUGCCAUUGUGGAUCCUCUCACCAGGGAUGCACAGAAGCUGGCUCCUUUAUUAUCUGUGCUUGGUCAAGUGGUCAAUAUGAAAGUGCAGGUGUUCAUGAACUGUCGAGCCAAGCUGUCUGAGAUGCCCCUGAAGAGCUUUUAUCAAUAUGUUUUGGAGCCAGAUGUUUCCUUCUUUGGUAACAACUCCAUUUCCCCCGGCCCUAUGGCUCGAUUUACGGAAAUCCCAGAAUCCCCUCUGCUUACUCUUAAUAUGAUCACCCCCGAGAGCUGGAUGGUAGAGGCGGUCAGGAGCCCAUAUGAUCUAGACAACAUCCACUUACAGGAGGUCAGCGGUGUAGUGAAUGCUGAGUAUGAGCUUGAGUAUCUACUGUUGGAGGGCCACUGUUUUGACCUGUCCACAGGUCAGCCUCCCCGAGGACUUCAGUUUACACUGGGCAUGAGACAGAAACCUCUCAUGCAUGACACCAUCGUCAUGGCCAACCUGGGCUAUUUCCAGUUGAAGGCCAACCCCGGCGCAUGGAUCCUGAGGCUGCGCGAGGGCCGCUCAGAGGACAUCUAUCAAAUACAGGCGCACGAUGGAACGGACUCUCCUGCCGAUGCUGGUGAUGUCAUUGUGGUGCUCAACAGCUUCCACAGCAAGAUCAUAAAAGUUAGAGUCCAGAAAAAGGCUGACAAACUCAAUGAGGAUCUUUUAAGUGAAGAAACCGAAUCAAAAGGCAUUUGGGACUCAAUAACCAGUGUGUGGAGUUCUUUGGAGAAAAGCUUUGCUGGUGGACCAAGUGUGGAUGAUGGCGAUAAGAAGAAAGACGUUCUCAACAUUUUCUCAGUGGCCUCUGGACAUUUGUAUGAGCGCUUCCUGAGAAUAAUGAUGCUGUCUGUCAUUCAACACACAUCAACCCCUGUUAAGUUCUGGUUCCUCAAAAACUACCUUUCCCCCUCAUUUAAGGACACAAUCUCACACAUGGCGAAAGCAUAUGGUUUCCAGUAUGAGCUGGUCCAGUAUAAGUGGCCACGCUGGCUUCACCAGCAGACAGAAAAGCAGCGAAUUAUCUGGGGUUAUAAGAUCCUCUUCCUGGAUGUGCUUUUUCCCCUGGCCGUGGACAAGAUCAUCUUUGUUGAUGCUGAUCAGAUUGUCAGGGCAGAUUUGAAGGAGCUGAGAGAUCUGGAUCUAGAGGGCGCCCCGUACGGCUACACGCCAUUCUGCGACAGCCGGAAAGAAAUGGAAGGCUACCGUUUUUGGAAGACUGGCUACUGGGCCUCCCAUCUUGGACACCGGAGAUACCAUAUCAGUGCAUUAUAUGUGGUGGACUUGAAGAAAUUCAGAAAGAUUGCAGCUGGAGACCGGCUCAGAGGGCAGUACCAAGCCUUGAGCCAAGAUCCCAACAGCCUGUCCAACCUGGACCAGGACCUUCCCAACAACAUGAUCCAUCAAGUAGCCAUCAAAUCCUUACCUCAGGAGUGGAUGUGGUGCGAGACCUGGUGUGAUGACAAUUCCAAAGCUACAGCCAAGACCAUAGAUCUGUGCAAUAACCCAAAGACCAAAGAGCCCAAGCUGAGUGCAGCCGUGAGGAUUGUUCCAGAAUGGACUGAGUAUGACAAUGAGAUAAAGCAGUUUCUGAAACAGGUGAAGGACCAGGAGAAAAUUACCCAGGGUAGACCAUCAUCACAGCACACAGGCACUCGACGUGAUGAACUUUAGUAUUCGAUGGUUGCACCUAAACUUCCUGUGAAUCUUGAACUCUACCAUACAGAGAUAUUUACCAUAACAGGAACACUGAGGAAAUAUAAUAAUGGACUUAAGCAUUUUUUUAAUUUAUAUAAUUUUUUUGAAUUCUUUCUGACUUCAUUCAAACUGUAUACAUGACAUACUGUUUUAUAAAUUGUUGACAAAAAGUAGUAAAUAAAUUGCAGUGUUAUCUGAUAUGUUUGGCCAGUCUACGAACUUAAAAUGGCACUGGUGUAUAUCUGUAAUAUUUUUAGGAGGAAAAACAUGCCAACUUUGAAUACUCCAGAGAAGACUGUAAAUGCCUUUUUUUGUUAAAAAAAAAAAAAAAAAAAAAAACAAUUCUGUAAAUAUUC